CUUUUCCAAAACAACAUCACACUAUUUCCUGUAUGACUGAAACGAAAGUCAUUAUAUGGUGCGGAAUUUUUAACGACGGGUAUAUCCUCACCGAUUUAUUUUUGGUUGAUUGUAAUACAAGGCGUACUUUUAUGGGAUUGCACAGCAAGAACUAGGCAUGACUACAGAGUCUGACUCUCCAGAAGUGUGAAUGGAGUGGACGAGACUGACGAGAAAUGGACAGCCAAUGCAGCAGCAGUGUGGGCAACAUUAACUCAACACCCGUUUCUGCCCGUAUCGAGUCCUAUGAAGGAGAGAAGAAGUGCAUCUCUGAUGUCCGAAGAACAUUUUGCUUGUUUGUGACCUUUGACCUUUUGUUUGUCACCUUGCUGUGGAUCAUUGAGCUCAAUGUCAACGGAGGUAUAAAAGAGCAGCUGAGAAAAGAGGUGUUGGAAUAUGAUUACCACCAAUCGUUUUUUGACAUAUUUCUCUUGGCUGUGUUCCGCUUUGCAGCCUUGAUUCUAGCCUAUGCAGUGUGUAAGCUGCGCCAUUGGUGGGCCAUUGCGAUAACUACAACGAUUGCAACUGGUUUUUUAAUAGUCAAAGUAGUUGUGUCAAAGCUUCUUUCGCAGGGAGCGUUUGGGUAUUUGUUGCCCAUUAUAUCCUUUAUUCUGGCAUGGAUAGAGACGUGGCUGCUGGACUUCAAAGUCCUGCCCCAGGAGGCUGGUGAUGAAAUCAGUGAGAGUCUAAUAUCUAAUUACAGUGAGACGAGAAACAGUAGUCAUAACUAUGGGUAUCUUUCAGUGCAGAAUACACUAGAUCAAGAACCUCUUUUGUACCCAGGACCCGUUUCAGAAGGCCAGUUCUACUCUCCUCCUGAGUCCAUGGCAGAUUCUGAUGAAGACCUUGAUGAUAAACAUGAUCUUGAGAAGCCCAUUGUCUAGCAGGUUGUUAUUUUUCUUUUUUUAUCAGGAGCUCCGAGUGCAACAGCCUCUUCCAGCGCUGCUGGACCUCGGGCCGUGUGUCUUCAUAUGGGUUUUUGUACAUGGGUGACCAGAACUAGACAGUCUCUGCCUUCGAUCUACUAUCAGCAUGAUCAGCAGUUUGUUUAUCUGUCUCCAUCUGCCCACACAAGCUCUUAGUGAUUCUCCAUUUUUUUGUGUCUUAGUGUUUUUCCACUGAACCAGUUUGUUUAGUUUAGUUUAUGCAGUACGGAUUUAAAAAAAUGAAGGAUUUUAAUGUGUAUUUCGAACAGAAAUAACAAACAUUUAGCUUGUUUUCACUUGACACUCUUCAACUGCUUCUGUGUAACAAAACGACUGCAGUCUCACGUUUAUGCUAGCAUCUCCACACGUGUAUUAACUCUGAUCUCACAUACAUCACUGGAGAGAGGACCUCACUGUGAAUAGCAGUAUAGUCUCAGGUCUGCACUGCCACCUUUUUCCAAUCGGUUUUAUUUUUUUUAAUGUGAGUUCUACCAGUCUGAGUUUUUGGAACGAACAGCGAGAUGAUAGAGGCUUGAAUUACUUGUAAAAUAAAGGACUUGCCUGGUUUUGCAUGAAAUGCACUUAAAUGAAGAAAUAUAUGACAUGUAAUCAUGCAUGGAUUUGUUAUGUGUUGGUUUUUUUGUUUUUUUGGCUCCACUUUAGGAAGCAUUCCUAAAUCAUCUUAAGUAAAAGAAAUCUACUUCCUGUUGAGUUUACUUGUGCCAUGCUCACUGAAUAAGGGCUUAUGUGCCUUGUGCAGGUCUGGGACCUUCGUUUUUCUUUCAAUAAUUUGAGAAUCUCCAUGUACGUAUCACAAAGCCUCAAGUAUGCAGGAUGAUGGCAGAUUGUAUUCUUCCUUCGUUAUGCAUUAAAACAGUUACUGCUUUUAUUAAA
Carassius gibelio (silver crucian carp) is the source of this 1859-nucleotide messenger RNA. It is a transcript of the gene stard3nl, whose product is annotated as STARD3 N-terminal like. Lineage: Eukaryota; Metazoa; Chordata; Actinopteri; Cypriniformes; Cyprinidae. The transcript is spliced from 9 exons. Bases 216 to 923 code for a protein of 235 amino acids. The record is from RefSeq and is a predicted model, not a curated record.